UCCCAUUAUUCUCAUUUCUCAUCAACUAUAACACAUUACAUUACCUUAGAACUUAUUUUAGAGGGAGCUUAGGUUAAAUUAAUUAAAAUUGUAUUUAAUUAACCUUAAAAAAAUGGCAUUGCCUUUCACCUUAAAGUUGAUAGUUAUACCUUUUCUUAUUUUAAUUAAUGUAUUAUGCUUAUCGAAAGGUGUUAGUAGUUCAUCAAAAAUUGUUGAACACCAAAGAAAAUCGGUACAAUCCAAUAUCCCAACAUGGGAUACAAAUUAUUUGGAGUUCCCAUUGAAUUUGGAAUACUUAGAAGUUGAGUUUUUCUUAUGGGGUUCUAUUGGAAGGGGAUUAGACACAAUUGCCCCUGAACUUGCGGAGGGAGGUCCUCCUCCAAUUGGAGUUAGAAAAGCCUUUCUUGACCCUUUCACUAAUGAUGUUAUCGCCCAAUUUGCCCUCCAAGAAGUUGGUCAUUUAAGAGCAAUCAAGGAAGUGGUGAAGGGAUUUCCAAGACCAACAUUGAAUCUAAGUAGUGCACAAUUUAGUGAAGUGGUGAACUCAGCAUUUGAACACCCACUCUUUCCACCAUUUGACCCUUAUAGAAAUUCAAUAAAUUACCUUCUUGCCUCUUAUUUGAUUCCCUACGUUGGUCUUACUGGUUACGUGGGCACUAUUCCCAAGCUUCUUUCCGUUGAAUCCAGAAAACUAGUAGCAGGAUUGCUAGCAGUGAAAUCAGGCCAAGACGCAGUGAUCCGAUCAUUGCUCUACCAACGACGAUUACAAAGGGUGGUACCUUACAAAAUAACUGUGCAAGAGUUCACGAACCGACUUUCAAAACUAAGGAACAAGCUAGGGAGUGACCUAGGCUCAAGGGAUGAAGGCAUAUUCGUGGACCAGAAAGACGGUGCAGAAGGCAAGAUUAAGGGAAAUAUACUUGUAGGGGAUGAGAACUCUUUGGGGUACCCUAGAAGUCCAAUAGAAGUAUUAAACAUUGUGUAUGGAAGUGGUGAUCCGAAGAAAGUUGGUGGGUUUUUUCCUAAAGGUGCUGAUGGUUACAUUGCACAAUCCUAUCUUUAACCUAAGAAUGCUACUUCGAAUGAUGAUAGAUUAAAUUGAUUGAUUUUAGAAAAAAUUGGCCGCAACAACACCAAUUCAACUAUGAUAAAGGUGCGUGCAGCAGCACAACUUUUUAAGGGUGCGGCAUACAUCACAAACUAUGUAAUUGGGUGCACAUAUUAGCAAAAAUGACUCUAAUAAACUAAGGUUCCAUGGAAAAAAGUGGAAUAUUAAUUAUUUAUAUGAUUGUUAAAACAUUAUUUAAACU
Chenopodium quinoa (quinoa) is the source of this 1310-nucleotide messenger RNA. RefSeq names its product desiccation-related protein PCC13-62-like. The record is from RefSeq and is a predicted model, not a curated record. Lineage: Eukaryota; Viridiplantae; Streptophyta; Magnoliopsida; Caryophyllales; Amaranthaceae. The coding region runs from base 113 to 1063 and encodes 316 amino acids. The transcript has 3 exons.